AGUUGUCACAUCAUACUGUGUAAAAUGGAUCACUUAAAAGGACGUGUUGCCGUGAUCACAGGAGCUAGCGCCGGUAUCGGGGCGGCAACAGCUAUUAAAUUAGUUGAAGCCGGCCUCACGGUUGUGGGAAUAGCUAGGAGGCUGCAUAGACUUCAGGCUUUAAAAAAAAUGAUGGAAGAAAAAAAUUUCAGUGGUCAGUUUUUUGUAGUGACGUGUGAUUUGACGAACGAAACAGACAUAUUGAAUGCUUUUAAAUGGAUUGACGAAAAUAUUGGUGGUAUACAUUUUAUGGUCAACAACGCCGGAAUACUAAGGAUAUCUAAAAUUAUAGACGGUUCGACUGAACAUUGGCAUGAAUUAAUCGACUGUAAUGUAUUAGCACCUGCAAUCUGUUCGAGGGAAGCUUAUAAAUUGAUGAAGAAGCAUAACAUUAGUCAUGGACACAUUAUACAAAUCAACAGCAUUACGGGCCAUUCAUAUUCAAUUAAUCCGGGUAACAAGAUUUACAAUGCGUCUAAACAGGCUCUUAGAGUACUGACCGAAGGUCUCCGUCACGAAUUGGCUGCGGCCGGUGAUGGCCACAUCAAAGCUUCCAGCAUCAGUCCCGGUUUUGUCGAUACAGAAAUUUUCGAUGCAGCCAAUAUGUCACACAAUAAAAUGAAGGGGUCUGAAAUCUUGAGCGCAGAAGAAAUGGCCGAUAUGAUCUGUUUUGUCUUAUCAACCGGACCAAAUAUAUUAAUCGCUGAAAUGGUUGUUCUAAGCCAAGGGCGUACCAUCCAAUCGUAUCCACGCGCAUAACAUGUAUGUAGCCAACAAACCGAAAAGUUAUGUUUCUCUACAUAUAUGAAUAAAAUAUAAUCACGUCAUGAUAAUGUAUUUAGAACGAAUUUCACUGUUAUCGUUCUAAUAAUAUAAAAUAUUAACACUAAAGAAUAAAUGUAUGAUAGGUAUACGUAAAAAUUAUUUAAUACUAAACCGAUUUGCUACACAAACAUAAGCUAUAAGCCUAUAUAAAUUAAAAUAUCAAUGUAUAACAAACUUAAAAUAAUUGUCUAAUU
Molecule: messenger RNA, 1058 nt
Organism: Melanaphis sacchari
Lineage: Eukaryota; Metazoa; Arthropoda; Insecta; Hemiptera; Aphididae
Product: farnesol dehydrogenase-like
Exons: 6
Coding region: 25-798 (257 amino acids)
Source: RefSeq, a predicted model, not a curated record